Messenger RNA from Papilio polytes (common Mormon), 599 nucleotides. RefSeq lists its product as uncharacterized. The record is from RefSeq and is a predicted model, not a curated record. The transcript has 4 exons. Lineage: Eukaryota; Metazoa; Arthropoda; Insecta; Lepidoptera; Papilionidae. The coding region runs from base 170 to 550 and encodes 126 amino acids.
UAUUUUUAUAUUCGAGUUCUUACCAAAAACGUUUUUAAUUGGAUUAUUGACGCAGAUACAUUUUAUUUUAAGGUCAUUUUAUUAAAAUAUUAAUUCAAAGAUACGAUCGAUUAUUGCACAUCGCAAUCAACGAGUGGCCUAAUUGUGUUAUCAAGUAGAAUCAACAGCGAUGGAUAAGGACACGGGGAAAAUGCCUAAAUUCGACCCGAACACGGAAGCUUUUCAGAUGAGGGCCCAGUGGAAGAAGGCGGAGGCGUGCAGCAAACAAUGGACUCAACUCUGGAGCUGGUUACUGGAUGAGCAAAGCCGAACCUUGAAGGAAGCAAAUGCUAUACGGGAAGAGGCCGCGGCAGAACUACCACGUGCUAUAGGGAGAGCGGAGACAAAGAAAAGCCUUAAACCAGUACCGGUCACCUCUACUGGCUUUAUAGGGUGGAUAGCUGCUAAACCUGACUGUCAACUGGAGAUAUAUACUCCGUGGCUAACGAAUAUACCCUUGAGACUACCAGACGCCUGGGAAUGCAAGAACUAUGAAGCUUACAAGUCUUAAUCUAAACAUUUGAUUUUAUGUUUUUAAAAUUAAAAAUGUAUCUCUUUUG